This is a messenger RNA of Penicilliopsis zonata CBS 506.65, 1456 nucleotides long. RefSeq lists its product as hypothetical. Bases 161 to 1408 code for a protein of 415 amino acids. Lineage: Eukaryota; Fungi; Ascomycota; Eurotiomycetes; Eurotiales; Aspergillaceae. The transcript has a single exon. Gene Ontology annotation, molecular function: hydrolase activity. The record is from RefSeq and is a predicted model, not a curated record.
ACUGCCUAAAUGAUGAUCUUCAUGAUGACUACUCCUCUCUAGCCUGUUUGAGUAUAGCCUGCCCCUCGCGCCGUUUCCCUAAAAGAGCAAUAUUCCCCGCUCAACUACAUAUACCCAUCCUUUGUUCUUAUAUCCAUCUCUAUCUUAUACAUAUUCUACCAUGAGAACAUUUGCAGAAGCAGACGCCCCCCCCUGCGACUGGCGAACCCGCCAGCCCGGCUUCAUCCUCUGGGCCCUCAUCUCCCUGCCGCGCCUGCUGGUGGCAAGUGUUUUCUACAGCCUCAUCUACCUAUCCGCCUCGUCCCGGCCACGCCCGUCAUGGACGUACCGCCAGGCGCUGGUCACCCGCGUGCUGCGCGUCGCCUUUGGGAUCAUGGUCGAGCUGGGCUUCUCGCAGUCGAUCAGUCUCGAGGCCGGCAAACUCGGCGAUCGCUUUGUCCUGCUCGAUCCCGCGCCGCCAGAAGCGUACCUGGGGCCGUUUGCUUAUAAGAGCGAGGCAGACGACAACCACAACAAGCCAGUCAAGCCCGAACGCAUCGGCGCAACCUGGUAUCCUGCGCCGCUGGACAAACGGACGGGGGAAGCCUCGCGCCUCGACGAGGACAAGAGCACCGUCGUGCUGGCCUUCCACUCGGGCUCCUUUCUCUGGGGCGACGGCCGGCCGGAGGAGUCGGGCGCCGUGGCCACGAUGCUCAACGAGUCGCUCGGCCCCAACACCCACGCUCUCUGGGUGCAGUAUCGUCUUGCCGGAGGCUCGCAGCCAACCCCGUACCCGGCUCCCAUGCAGGACGCCAUCACGGCGUACGUCUAUCUCGUGCAGGAGAUGGGGGUGCAUCCGUCGCGCAUCGUGCUCGCGGGCGACUCGUCGGGCGCGACCAUCGCCAUGGCGUUAGUUCGCUACCUGGCGUUCCUGACCGAGCAGAGGAAUCAUCAUGGUACCGACAAGCCGGCGGCGGCGUAUUAUGAGCUGCUCUCCGAGUUGCCCCCGCCCAAGGCGUGUUUGCUCUUCUCCCCCUCGCUCGAAUACACCUUCGAAGGCGACUCGCACGCCUGGGAUGCCCACCGCAACGCAGACGCAGAUUACUGCUCCGGCAGGAUGGCCGCCUGGGGCACCGCGGCGGUCGCACCCCCGGAUCUCGUCUCCCUGGACGAUCCGUACCUCUCGCCGGCGCUGUACCCCUUUGCCACGCCUGUCGCCAUGUUCGUGCAGGCCGGCGGCGCAGAGGUCCUCUGCGACAGCAUCAAGGGGUUCGCCGAUGCGUUCCGUCUCGUCGAGGGCAACCGCGUCGAGUACCUCGAGGUUGCGGAUUGUCCGCACGACGUCUAUCUCAUUGGAAGCAUUGCCGGGUGGAAAGAGGAGCAGAAGGAGAUCAUUUCGGCCGCCGCCACGUUUGUCCAUAGUCUCUAGUACAAUCUAUCAAUAUAUCAAUGUCAUACUGUAUACGUAUACGUAUAC